Molecule: messenger RNA, 2865 nt
Organism: Tupaia belangeri chinensis (Chinese tree shrew)
Lineage: Eukaryota; Metazoa; Chordata; Mammalia; Scandentia; Tupaiidae
Gene: PODN
Product: podocan
Exons: 10
Coding region: 39-1880 (613 amino acids)
Molecular function (GO): protein binding
Source: RefSeq, a predicted model, not a curated record
ACAGUCAGGUGGUCUGACUGGCACCUCCUGCAGGCACCAUGGCCCAGAGCUGGGCCCUGCUCCUGCUGCUGUUGCCGCAGCAGCUGCAUCUGGGCCCUGUGCUUGCCGUGAGGGCCCCGCCAUUUGGCCGGAGCAGCGCCCACAGCCCGAGCCCAGAGGAGAACGAAUUUGCGGAAGAGGAGCCAGUGCUGGUCCUGAGCCCCGAGGAGCCGAGGGCUGGUCCAGCCACCAUCGACUGCCCCCGAGACUGUGCCUGCUCCCAGGAAGGCGUCGUGGACUGUGGCGGCAUCGACCUGCGGGAGUUCCCGGGGGACUUGCCUGAGCACACCAACCACCUGUCCCUGCAGAACAACCAGCUGGAGAAGAUCUACCCCGAGGAGCUGUCUCGGCUGCACCGGCUGGAGACGCUGAACCUCCAGAACAACCGCCUGACCUCCCGAGGGCUCCCGGAAGAGGCGUUCGAGCACCUGACCAACCUCAAUUACCUGUACCUGGCCAACAACAAGCUGACAUUGGCACCCCGAUUCCUGCCAAACGCCCUGAUCAGCGUGGACUUUGCUGCCAACUAUCUCACCAAGAUCUAUGGGCUCACCUUCGGCCAGAAGCCAAACUUGAGGUCUGUGUACCUGCACAACAACAAGCUGGCAGACGCCGGGCUGCCUGACAACAUGUUCAACGGCUCCAGCAACGUCGAGAUCCUCAUCCUGUCCAGCAACUUCCUGCGUCACGUCCCUAAGCACCUGCCACCUGCCCUGUACAAGCUGCACCUUAAGAACAACAAACUGGAGAAGAUCCCUCCGGGGGCCUUCAGCGAGCUGAGCAGCCUGCGGGAGUUGUACCUGCAGAACAACUACCUGACUGACGAGGGCCUGGACAACGAGACCUUCUGGAAGCUCUCCAGCUUGGAGUACCUGGAUCUGUCCAGCAACAACCUGUCACGGGUCCCGGCCGGCCUGCCUCGCAGCCUGGUACUGCUGCACCUGGAGAAGAACGCCAUCCGCAGUGUAGACGCAGACGUGCUGACCCCCAUCCGCAGCCUGGAGUACCUGCUGUUGCACAGUAACCAGCUGCGGGCGCCCGGCAUCCACCCACUGGCCUUCCAGGGCCUCAAGAGGCUGCACACGGUGCACCUGUACAACAACGCCCUGGAGCGGGUGCCCAGCGGCCUGCCCCGCCGCGUGCGCACCCUCAUGAUCCUGCACAACCAGAUCACGGGCAUUGGCCGCAACGACUUCGCCACCACCUACUUCCUGGAGGAGCUCAACCUCAGCUACAACCGCAUCACCAGCCCGCAGGUGCACCGCGACGCCUUCCGCAAACUGCGGCUGCUGCGCUCGCUGGACCUGUCCGGCAACCGCCUGCACACACUGUCGCCUGGGCUGCCCCGCAACGUGCACGUGCUCAAGGUCAAGCGCAAUGAGCUGGCCGCCGUGGCGCGCGGGGCGCUGGCGGGCAUGGCCCAGCUGCGAGAGCUCUACCUCACUGGCAACCGACUGCACAGCCGGGCUCUGGGCCCCCGGGUCUGGGCAGACCUCGCCCAUCUGCAGCUGCUGGACAUAGCUGGGAACCAGCUCACAGAGAUCCCUGAGGGGCUCCCGGAGUCGCUCGAGUACCUGUACCUGCAGAACAACAAGAUCAGCACCGUGCCCGCCAAUGCCUUCGACUCCACACCCAACCUCAAGGGGGUCUUUCUCAGGUUUAACAAGCUGGCCGUGGGCUCGGUGGUGGAAAGUGCCUUCCGGAGGCUGAAGCACCUGCAGGUCUUGGACAUCGAAGGCAACUUUGAGUUUGGUGACGUUUCCAAGGACCAUAGCCGCUUGAAGGAAGAAGAGGACGAGGAUGAAGAGGAUGAGGAUGAAGAGGAAGAGGAAACGAGAUAGUGACAAGGACCAUGGCCACCAGAUUCCUCUCUGCAGCAUGUGUCUGUGCCCUGAGAGCUCCCGUUCUGCCACACUCACACAGACACACCCAGUGCUGCACCAUGGGGCAACAACCCACAUGGCACCACCCCACACCUCCCUGCCCCUUCCUGCAGUGAUCCCACUGCCAGACACACGCAGACACCAUGUCACACUCCACACACCCGACGUGCGCACACAGCCAGCGUCACGUGACCUCCAGCCCCCACACUGUCUGCCCCACGCCUGGUACCGCUGUCAUACCCUCCAAAUCAUGCAGACCUGGGGAAGGGCUGGCCUGCUCUGGCACACACAGCGCCUUCCCGCUUCCCGUCAAUGCCCACAUACAUGCUAGUGCACGCACAUGUGCAUGCACACACCUACGCACACACGAGUCACAUACAAGCAACCCUCUGUGGUCUAUGCCACUGACAGCUCUCACCGCCAGCCAGAACUGGCCAGAACAGCUCACCAUCUACCCCGUCCAUCUGUCCGUCCGCCACUGGAGAAGACGCAGGGUUAUCUCUGCCCUCUGCGGCUGGGUGCCUACUGCCCUCUGGAACUCACAAAAGCUGGCUUUUGUCCCUCUCCCUCCCUUUGGGGACAGGAGCCAUUGGGACUGCUGUGCUGGCCACCCCUACCACCCGAGUGCUGAGCAGACUCCCACUGAGAGCCCUCCCUGCCAUGCCCUGGUAAGCCCCAGGAGCUUUUCUGACAGGCAAGGUCCACAGAGGCAGGACGGGGGAGCCUCUCAGUGUUUCUGCAGCCCUGGCAGGAGGUGAGGCACUGGGGCUGGGCCAAGCCAGGUGGGCAAGGCCCCUCUGCACCUAUGAGACACCUGUAUUCUUUGAGCCUGCGGGGAAGUUCCAGGUGCCUUUGGUUUUUCAUUAUUUUUUAAGGAAAAAAAAAAGAAAAAAAUCUCAAAGCUGAUUUUACUUGUUACAGAAAAACUAAUAUAAAAGCAUGA